This is a messenger RNA of Plasmodium vivax (malaria parasite P. vivax), 4179 nucleotides long. RefSeq lists its product as hypothetical. The record is from RefSeq and is a predicted model, not a curated record. Bases 1 to 4179 code for a protein of 1392 amino acids. The transcript is spliced from 3 exons. Lineage: Eukaryota; Apicomplexa; Aconoidasida; Haemosporida; Plasmodiidae.
AUGAAGGGAGUGAUGCGGAUUCAGGUUGCCAGGCGGGUGCACUCCCUAGCGGCCACGUCGUCAGAGAGCCAACUGAAAAAGGUAAAAAGCCACAUCAGCAGCUACCAUGAGAGCACCGACGACCCGAAGAGGAAAAACAAAUACCUGGGGUUGCUCAGGAACAUCUACCACAUCAUCCCGUCUAGGUUUAAUGAGACGGAGGUGUGGGAGCACUUCUUAACUGCCCUCAAGCAGGAGAGAUGCUUCGCCAAGUUGAAAAGCCUUGUGAGGAGGAACUCGCUCGUCUAUCCUCCUCUGCUGUGCAGGCAAAUUGUGUUCCUCUACUACAUCGGGCUGGACGAGGAGGCAAACCGACUGCUGCACCACUUGACGCGCAAGCUAGCCAAGCGCGAAGCGGACAUGUCCCAAGAGGGGAACGCGAAGGUGAAUGAAGAGAUGGGAGACGUGAUCAAAAUGUUAUACGUUCUGUACCACCUAAGGAAGACGAAGCAGAAUUAUAAGGAGGUGGUCCUCCUCUGCGACAAGUACAUUUGCAACACGAGGAGGGACCCCCUCAACAAUCUGAGGUACCUCCUCUACUUCCACCUGUUCUAUGCCCAAAUGAACCACUCCUUUGGUAAAAUGCACAGGUGCAUAGAAAUCUGCAAACACCGCAUCGGCGUGGAGCAAAUGAUGUUCCUCAUUCGAUACGUCAACCAGUUUUUGAAGCGCCUCUAUUUGAGCGGCGUUAUCCUACAUAGGGGGGAUCUAUCCGGUGGGGUAGCCGUCAGGAAAGGGGAACUCUCCCCAGAGGAGGCCACACACACCGUUGGUAGUCACCCCCCAUGUUAUGGCAAAAAAGAAGUGCAUGAAAAGGUACAAAACGAGUUAGAAAUCUUCCUCGGCAACCUACUUAGGAUAAAUAAAAAUGAGAAGGACCACUACGUGUUUAGUAGCUUCGACGACGUUGUGCUACAUCGGGGGAGGAGGGAUGGUAGAGGUGAGCCCCCACCUGCUUCGAGCUACCAACCGGAAAGAAGUUCCUUACGUAGGAGAGACUCCCUCUUGGGAGGAGGAGGAAAGACCUUCCAUGAUGGGGAGGACCCAGAUGGAGGACCCUCCUGGGAAAGGGGCGAUCCUCCUCUCAUGGACACCCAUCUGGUGAAACCCCCCCGCGUGACGGAGCGAGACCUGCUCAUGUACAGAGACAUCUACGCAGCCUGCACGGGCGAAGUCAUGAAAAGGGUGCUGAUCUGCAAGGAGUCACUGCAAGCAGACGCCCUCUGGAACAACUUCCUAAGCAGCAUGUUCAGAGACAACUUCGCACACUUCGUGCUGAACCAGAUGAAAGGCAAAAUGAAGAUCCUAAAGGAAGAACAUCUUUUUACAUUCCUCAAACAGGUGAAGCUGCUGCGAUUGGAAGCGCAUCCCUCCGUCAGCACCACCCUCCAAGUAUUUUUCAAACAGUACUCAAAUGUUCAGAUGAAGUCGUUGGACAAUUUUCUCAUCGCGGAUAAGAUGACCUACUACACAGACCUUUUUUGCGAAUGUCCUUUUGUGCAAAAAUAUAUUCUGAACAUGUACAGGCAAAAUUUGAACUCUUUUAAUGUGAAAAUUUUGAAAAAAAUUGUGGCCAAGCUGUUUUACUUCCUAAAACGGGAGAAGCCUCUCAUUAACGGUUUCGAUGUCCUCAUAAAAAAUAUUUUUGUAAAAGUUGCAGUGAGCGGAUCGCUGAGCGACAUCGUCAUGGUUUUGCACACGCUGAGGCAGUAUAAUUUUUACAAGCAUGGGGUGAAUAGGGGGCACUCCAGGGGAAGGGCUCCUUGGGGGGGGGAGCCGUACGAUGGGAUUGCGCUGCACGAUGAGGUUGCCUCCCCUUGGGGGGUAUCCACCCUCGCCUACGACGAAGUGAAGAAAAAAAUGCUCUCGUUCUUUGCGCCCAUCUGCGCAGCGGACAACUGUGAGGGUGGCGAAGUGGGGCCAACUCGCGGGGGGGACCGGCUGGACGGCCUCUUCCACGUGAGUGCGCCCCGCCUGGACUACAUAACGGGUGGCGAUGUUAGCGGUGGAGGCAGCGAGUACCACUGCAUUCGCGAGCACCACUCCGUUUGUGAGCACCACCGCCGCUACCACCGCCGCUACCACCACCGCUACCACCACCGCUGCCUCCACCCCGUUUGCGAGUACCUGCUGUACCGAAGCGUGAUCGAGAAGGUGCGCUUGGGGGGGAGGCUCCGCCACGACAAGUACGUCGACCCGAACGGCAUCCUCAUGCUGAGCAAGCAGCUAGCCAAACGCUUCUCCCUUUUUGUGCGAAGAUUCUUCUCAGCCGCGAGGAGCGGGGGCAGCCCCCUGCACGUUUUCGACUGCGUCAACGACGGUGUGGAAAGAGGCCUGCACCGUGUGGAGGAGAAGGGGGCACAAGGGAGGGACCAGCUCGGGGACAGCGGCAGUAGUCCCUGCGAGGAAGCUUUCCCAUUUGGAGACGCACUGUCUGUCCGCUCCUCCACUGAGGAAAAGUUGGGGAUCCCCUCCCGAGAGCUGCACACCUACGCGCAGAAGCACCCAGAGGAAUACACCACCGUGAAGCGCUUCGGCGAUUUGCUCCUGCUCACCCUCAUAGACAACCUCCUCUAUUUCGAGCUGAAAGGUUCCCACUUUAUACGUUUCUUCUUGAGACUGUUCGAGGAGAACUCGUGGCCCCUCUGUGCAUACCACCACUUUUUUUUUUAUAAAAUUUUUAAAAGCUUCAGGUACAGUCAGGUAAGUGCCCGGGAUAGGAGGUGCGUCCCAGACAGGGGGGGCAUCCCAGACAGGAGGGGCAUCUGGGAGGGGGAUGGCCAUGCCGAGGACGCGGUGGCGGGCUACCUCUCCUCGGAAGAAACGUUCGAGAGGCGCAGGCGGCAGAUCGUGGGCAUCUGCAGGGCGGAGGUAAUGCGGGUCAUCCGGCGGGGGUUGCGCGUGCAGGGGGGGGAUUCAACAAACGAGGUAAGCGUGAGAGCCGUGGGACAGGCGAGCGGAGGACCCGACGUGGACUGCCUCAUCAACCUGGCAUUUUGCCACCUCCAGGAAGAGGAUAUAAUCGACUUGUUUAGAGGCGCCGUUCUGCCGUCCCUAAACGAUUGCCUGAAAUGGAAGGGAACAGACGCAGUUGUGAUGUACGCCCUGGCUAGGGACCCCUCGGAAGGUACCUGCUCGAAGGGGGAAUCACCAAGAGGAAGAAGCGACCAUCAUCAUAACAGCACCAUCCGUUGCAACGAUUUUGCAAAAAUUAGAAGUCUGCUUAACGCAAAUGGGGAUAAUCAAAAAAGGCAAGUCCAAUCUGCAGAGGUGCUUAGAAGGUAUGAAUUUUUUUACCUUAACAUGAUGAGUAGGGGCAGAGGUAGUGAUGCUUUGGAGGACCCUUUCCCCACCCGAGAGGACUACCUAUGUUACGCAGAUUUCUUGUUCCACAGGAGGGAGGGAUGCUCUGCACAGGACUUGUUGCGACUCGCCAGGGGGGUGCAUAAGUACGGCCCCUGUAAUCAAGUGGGAAGCUUACUGAAGAGCAUCCAAACCGCUUGGAGUAGUCACGUCCACACAGACAGUAGGGUGAGCCUCUACGUGGAUAGCGAAAUAAGUGGCACCGUUAACUUGAUCACCUUCCAUGUGAGCUACCUCCUCCUCCUGACCGCGUUCAUGAAGAAGAUUGUUCUGGAAGACGUGGCCCCCGCGUUGAGUCAAAUUGAUAGCGAGUUAGCCAACGGCGCAGAUGUCUCCCCCUUUUGGCGGCUCCUACUGGUGCAACUUCUAUAUGUGCUUAAAAUUCAGGGGCUGUUUUCCUUCGACCUGCUCUGCUCCAAGUAUAGGCAGGUCACCCACUUGUAUAACAGAUCGAUUGGUCAAAUGAGGAAAGAGAGACAAAGGAGUGGGAGUAGUACCCUCUGCCCCCGUUAUGGUGAUUACAUAUGGACAGAUAAGAUUGUAAAAUAUUUGCAAAAUCAGAAGGUCCCCUUUGAGGAGGGAGUGCAGCUGGUAGACAGCCCCUUCACAUUCGACGUCUAUGUGCCCUCCAUGAAUUUGUUCCUCCUGAAUGGAGAGAAGUCUCCUUUUUGCGAUGCCUUUGUGCGUUGUUUGCAGGAUAGCCUAUUUGGCCACAUGGGUUCGAAGGUGGUUCGGGUGCACGAGGGGUGCUACCACUGGUUGGUGCGGGGGUGGUAA